Andrographis paniculata is the source of this 1454-nucleotide messenger RNA. RefSeq lists its product as uncharacterized. Bases 438 to 1256 code for a protein of 272 amino acids. The transcript has 6 exons. Gene Ontology annotation, biological process: protein retention in ER lumen. NCBI's taxonomy places the organism in Eukaryota, Viridiplantae, Streptophyta, Magnoliopsida, Lamiales, Acanthaceae. The record is from RefSeq and is a predicted model, not a curated record. Gene Ontology annotation, cellular component: membrane. Gene Ontology annotation, molecular function: ER lumen protein retrieval receptor activity.
AUUGUUUAAUCCAUCCAUCACCCACUCACAAUUUCACCAAGAUUUCAUUCAUGUACUCUAUAUGGUGUGAAUAAUGCAUACAAGCACAUUUCUUUCUUACCAUCAAUUUAUUUAAUUUACCAAAAAAAACAGAAGCAGCAACCAUUAGCAUAAGAAAAACAAUAGGAGUAAUAUUUUGGGAUAUUAUUGAGAUGUGUGAGUGAAGGAAGGAAGGAGGGAGGGAAGGAUCCGUGUAAUUGACUUCAAUUCCCAUAAAUACAUGUAAUUUUGAUUUUUCUUUCCAGCCAAUCCAGAACGACGCUGUUCACAUUUAUAGAUUGCAUUCGUUUCUGACACAACGUUUGAUGUCAUUGGAGUUUUCGGAGGGAGUUUGAGGCUGAGGCGGAGGAAACUUGGGGUGGGGUUCUCAUACGCAUCGAGGCUUUAUUCCUGGGAAGAUGAGGCCACCUAGGAGGCCGAUCCAAGCUGUGAUUGGAUGGGUGCGGCGGCAGCCGCCCAAGGUCAAGGCGUUUCUCGCCGUUAUCAGCGGCAUGGCGGCGCUUGUCAUCCUCCGCGCGAUUGUGCACGAUCAUGACAAUCUCUUUGUUGCGGCGGAGGCGGUGCACUCCGUCGGGAUUUCGGUUCUUAUUUACAAGUUGAUGAAGGAGAAGACUUGCGCCGGGCUUUCUCUCAAAUCCCAGGAGCUGACGACUAUCUUUUUGGCCGUUAGAUUAUACUGUAGCUUUGUAAUGGAAUAUGAUAUACAUACAUUGCUUGACUUGGCAACACUGGCUACAACGUUGUGGGUUAUUUUUAUGAUCCGUUUCAGGCUAAAGUCAAGUUACAUGGAGGAUAAAGACAAUUUUGCACUAUAUUAUGUGGUGGUUCCUUGUGCUGUUUUAGCUUUACUAAUCCACCCAUCUACAUCACAUCACAUCAUCAAUAGGAUUGCCUGGGCUUUCUGUGUCUAUCUUGAAGCUGUUUCUGUUCUCCCUCAGCUGCGUGUCAUGCAAAAUACUAAGAUAGUUGAGCCAUUUACUGCUCACUACGUUUUUGCAUUGGGGGUCGCCAGAUUCUUGAGCUGUGCUCACUGGGUCCUGCAGGUUUUGGAUAGUCGCGGUCAUCUCCUUGUGGCGCUGGGCUAUGGACUUUGGCCAUCAAUGGUUCUUCUAUCAGAAAUUGUUCAAACCUUUAUUCUGGCCGACUUCUGCUAUUACUAUGUGAAAAGUGUAUUUGGUGGCCAGCUCGUGCUCCGACUUCCUUCUGGAGUAGUGUAACCGGUUGUUAAUCUAUCCUGGGGUGUUUUUGGACUCUACUUGUUUAGCAGAAAAGGCAUCGGAUGAGGUGUAAGUUUUGGGAAUUAGAGGCAAAUGGAAUAUAUAUUAUUUAAGCGAAAUUUAACUUAACCCAAUCAGAUGGAUCUGCUUGAUUGUAUCUCUCUACUGAUUUGAUUUCGAAGAGGAGAUUUCAUGGCA